UGCCAGCCGCAUAUUUGCUUUCCCGCGGACGAAGGAUCGGAAAAACAACCAGAUAGCACGCGAAAUGUCUAGUUAACUUAAUGGCACUGUCUUCUUUUGUGCUUGCAGAAUGUGUCAAGAUGACAUCUAUCUCCUCUUUAUGUGGCAUCAUCGUUAUCCUGUUCUACAGUCCGAUCGCGUAUACAUGCGAGAACGACAAGAUACAGGAGUCGGGUAUGUCCUUUACUCGACACCCGCAACCUCUGGCCGCUCCGUUGAAUGACGACGUGAACUUCGAGUGCAGUCUCAAUAUCCCUGCGGAUCGUUUCGCUUGGCACCACAGGCCUCUAGGCUCAAGCAAAUGGACCCCGGUGCCCAACCCCAACGUCGGUGGCAAAACGUCCCGGCACGUUGUCACCUUCGAUAACGAGUCGAAGGCCGGAGACUACCGUUGCAUCGCAUUUUUCGGUAUCAGUGGUUUAGCAUCGGAUCCAGCGAGAUUGACGCUCGCGACGAUACAGAACUUCUCUGAUAAGAAUGAUGUCUUCAUUGCGGUGGCGGAGGGUAACACCGUGCCCAUCACAUGUCCCGUACCGUAUUCCGAACCGGAAGCCAUAGUGCAGUUCUACAAGAACGACGUGCUUAUCAAGGAUGCGGAUUUGGUGAAUGGCAGAACCAUGGUCAUCAAGAACGUCAGAACGACGGACAGUGGAUCGUACCACUGUAGCGUUAACAAUUACAUAACGGUGGUAACAUUUAUGAGCAACUAUAAGACCAUCUUGACUGUACACGGGAACUUGACUUUCCAACCACCGUAUCUCACCAAACAGCCGCAAACGGAAUACAUUGUUCCGCGUGGCAAGAAUGUCACGUUAGAGUGUUUCGGCGCUGGUUAUCCUGUGCCGCGCGUCACUUGGAGUCGCCUAGGCGGCUCUCUACCGUCAAAGUCGGUGAAAUCACCCAUCGGUUUGACGUUGGUCCACGUGCAAUCAUCCGAUCGCGGGGAAUAUGAUUGCGUAUGGAGGAACGAUGUCCGACAGAUCAAAUCGGCGAUUAUCUUGAGGGUGGUGGAACCGCCGAGAGUCACGAGACAGCCGAGCGCGUGUAAGUUCCACGAGGGCGGAAAAUUGCAGCUCUCGUGUAACGUAACGGGCGAGCCGGAACCAAACGUCGAAUGGCUUAUCAACGGAGAGUCUCUGAUGCCUAGCAAGACACAGGAAAUGAGAGGCUCCACUCUUAUCAUAUCCGAGGUCGAGAAGAAGCACGCCGGGAUCGUUCAAUGCGUUGCCAGCAACGAGUACGGAUCGCAUUCGGGAUACAACCAGUUGCAGGUUCAACCGACGGAGCAUAUUGUCGGCGGCAAGGCUGAAUCGAAGCCGGACGGCACUAUGUCGAGGCAUAAGCAUACCAGGAUCGGUGGUAGACGCAAGAAUAAAGAAGGAAAGAAGAAGGGAGGCGCAGCAGCAGUGAUUUUGGUACCUCCGGAUCGGCCCAACGUCACAAGAUUGUCCGACAUCUCCGUCAUGGUGCGAUGGUCGGUGCCGGAGAACAAAGGUUUACCGAUACAAUUUUUCAAGGUCCAGUAUCGAGAGAUCGGCCCGAAGACGAUUGGUAAACAGGCGAAGUGGAUGACGGCUAACUCGGAGAUACCGACUCAUGUGCGAUCCUUCGAAGUGACCGACUUGCAGCCCGAUCAUACCUAUCGAUUCAGGAUUGCCGCGGUGUACUCGAAUAACGAUAACAAGCUGAGCCGGAAUUCCAUGCGUUUUCAUCUCAACAGGGAUACCGGUAUUGAGAGCAAUAGGAUGCCGAUACCCUUGUUGACCAACACUGAGGCGUUGGGACCACAUGAGGUGUUGUUGGUUUGGCAGAAUCCCGACAGGUCGGCGAAAAUCGACGGAUUUUACAUUUAUCAUCGGGCCUCCACCUCAGCUGGCGAAUAUCUGAAGACCACCGUCGAGGGAAAGAAUGCCUUUAACAUGACCAUUUCUCACUUACAACCCGACACCACAUACGAAUUCAAAGUCCAAAGCUUCUCCGUAGACGCGGCGUCGGAAUUUUCCCAAAUAUUGCGGCAGAAAACUAAAAAGCCCGUCGUCGAGCAUCCGGUUCAGCAAGUGGUGGCGGAAAAUAAAUUAAGACCGAGCGAGAGUAACAAGAAUGUCAGUAUACACGUCAUAAUCGGUGGGGUAUUUGGAGCAUCGCUCAUUCUGAUUGCUCUCGCCUUUGCAGCGAGAUUUCUAUACAAAAGAGCGAAGUAUAAGCAAAGUCAGGAGUCGCAAAGCGAAGGUAAACCGAUAACGAACGGACGAGUAAUGAACGGUGGAGUCACAGACUCCAAGAUUAACAUUACGUCCAAUCCGCUUGCCGGCCUCGACACGUCCGAAGAUAUAAUGCAGCCUAAGAGCGGGCAACAGUCAUCGAUGGAAAUGACGUCGUUUCUAAACGGCCAAAACAACAAUGGCAGCAACAACGGCCAUAACAACGGCGACGCAGCCGGGUCUGACGUGAACGUCACGUCACAUAACGAGCCGUCGUCUCUGCGCCAAGGGCCGCUGCCUAUCGAACAACGUUUGUGAGAAUGAUUGCAGCUAUAUCUCUAUUUUAUAGACGGUAAGAAUGCGACCUGACCCGCAUCCUCGAGGACGGAAUUUUACACCGUUGAUCGAACGUACGAACCUAUUAACGAACUUUAUUUCGCGGGAAGAAACGUAAGGACUUGUCGACACGUUAUCUCAACGAGAAACUUAACUUAUAGACUGUAUUUAACGUAUUCAGCUAUUAUCGCAACUAUGAGACUGUUGCAAGACAUUUACAGGGUGUCUUAAGUAGAUAUGCUCAAACGUAUCGUUACUGUAGAUUGGGAUUAAUUUCGCGCAACUUGCGCGGGGAAAAGAUAUGCGACGUCGCAGAUUUCCUGGCAAAUACAACGCACCUUUUACAUUCAGUAUAAUCGAGUAUAGUAUUGUGAAAAGAGAUAUUUCUUUCCACGUCUUCCGUUUGUCACAGACAGUAUUUCACGACAGCCGAAAUAGUCCCAUUUUACAGUACAUAAUUAGAAAGUAAAAAACGAUCUGAUUGCAUCCUAUGACAUAUUUUUUGUCUUUCCCUUUCUCUUUAUAAGGAAACGUUAUUAAGACCCUUGUUCCGUUAAGUAGAUGUGAAAUUUAAUUGAUGUACCUGUGAAAUAACUGACUUAACUGUUACAUAUCUACUUAACGGUCGUAAACUAGUGAGCACUGAACAACGUUGUUUAGUAAUUUUUUUAAUCUCUUUUCGCGCGUUGUACACACUUUUACAUCACUUUCAUACAUAGGCUGCUUUUUAAGAGUUUUGUAAUAAAAGCUUAUGUAUCUAAAGUACAUAACGUAAGGAUACACGAUACGUAUAGUUACAUUAACUAUUCGCCAAUGUUGAAAAGAAGGUAGUGUCAUUUUACGAUAGAGAGUUAUUAGUAAUAUUCUUUUUUUAUUAAAUAAUGAAGACAUAAUGGUUGAGUCAUAUAUUGUUAACAUUUUCUUGGUGUGUAUGCCUGUUAUUUUUAUAAAUGUUUUCCUAGCUGCGGACAGAGUGGUUGAAUAACUUUCUAAUGUCAUCCAUGACCAAUGCAAUACAACACGUCACGAUAUCUCUGACGGUGAUUUGUUGUCAAAAUUAUAUACAUAUAUGUAGAACGUUGUUUAUAUUGCGAGCGGGAAAAAAAAGGAGAUUGUGAUAAAAUUUAUAUUUUGAUAAUUGGUAUUUUGCGUAUAACGGCAAAAGACGAAAAUUGUAAAUACGAGUGUACAAAACUUUUCUAAUAAAUUAUUUAGAAUGUUUGGCUAAUGGAAAGUACUGCAAUUCGCAAUUCUGUAAGUUGGCAGCGAAGCUAGUGAAAAUAUCCAUUGUACAUACUAGGAUAGCAUUCAAGCGACACGAAUGAGUACAUGUGCCUUACAUCUUGCCUGAAGAUAAUGAUGAACUAAAAAUAACUGAUUAUUUAUAUACUUCUGUACAUGUAUACCACCAUUUUGUGUACUUAAUUUUUAUAAAAUAAAUUAUAUUCAAAAAGGAAUGGAAAAAUGUGAAACACGCGCGUGCCUGUAUGAAGUGAAAGCUUUAUAAAACAUUCCUUUUUUUAUUCAGCGUGACUGUACAAUAUAAUGUGCUUUAAAUAUAACGAUUGUGUGAUUAAA
Messenger RNA from Temnothorax curvispinosus, 4154 nucleotides. RefSeq names its product interference hedgehog-like. Gene Ontology annotation, molecular function: cell-cell adhesion mediator activity. Gene Ontology annotation, cellular component: axon; plasma membrane. Lineage: Eukaryota; Metazoa; Arthropoda; Insecta; Hymenoptera; Formicidae. The transcript is spliced from 6 exons. Gene Ontology annotation, biological process: nervous system development; axon guidance; homophilic cell-cell adhesion. The coding region runs from base 81 to 2558 and encodes 825 amino acids. The record is from RefSeq and is a predicted model, not a curated record.